Molecule: messenger RNA, 1200 nt
Organism: Entamoeba nuttalli P19
Lineage: Eukaryota; Evosea; Mastigamoebida; Endamoebidae
Exons: 1
Coding region: 1-1200 (399 amino acids)
Source: RefSeq, a predicted model, not a curated record
AUGACACUUUCAGAGGAAUUUAAGUUACUUGAAGAAGAUAUUCAAAAAAUUACAGAACCUUAUGUCUGUGAUGUAUUGAAAAGAAUUGUAAAUGUUAUGAAAAGUAUCAAUGAAAAAAAGAUAUUAGAAAUGUUUGGAAUUAACAAUGAAUAUGAUGCAAUGAAUUUUGUUUUUACUCAUGAAGUUAAUGAAGAAAUAAAGAAUAAUAUAUUUAAACAAUUUGGAGUUGAUGUAGUUGUAUAUAACCAAUUAGUAAAUAUUAAAAAUGAAUUAAUGGUUAAUCCAGAAGAAAUGGUUGAACAAUUAAAUGUUAUGGAUAACCAAUUAUUUAAAUUUAUCUUAAAACAAUAUGAAUUUGAUGAGCUAGGAAAAGGAAUUAUAUUAUUAGAUGAUGCUGGAUUGUUAGAAGAUGAAAAACAUUCAAUUGUGAAAAAAUAUGGAAGAGAAUCUCAAAUGACUAUGAGAAUUGAUAAAAUUGAAGAGAUAGUGAGUAAAAUGAAAUAUAAUGAUACUAUCAAAAAAGAAAAAAUACCAGAAAUACAACAAAAAGAUGAUACAAAAAAAGUUGAAGAUUUAAAAAAACAAGAACAUGAGGUUAAAAAGAAAGAAUAUGAUGUUAAAAAGAAAGAAGAUGAAGAAGUAAUAAAUAAAAAAGAAAUAGAAAAGAAAGAUACAAAGAAUAAUUAUAGAAUAAAACAAAUGGAUGUAUUAAAAAAACAUAUUCCAAUAAUGAAAAAUGAAACUGGAAUGAAACGCUCUCUUAUUAUAUUUGAUUCAAUUACUGAUGGAUAUGAUGGAAGUACAUUAUUUAAAAGAGUAUAUAAUCAAAAUAAUAUUUAUAUUGUUAUUUUUGAUUCACAACAACAUGGAUUUGGUGCUUUUGUUAAAAGUGGUAUAAACAAAAUAAAUGAAUGGAAUUAUGUGUCUGAACAUUAUCUGUUUACUAUUGAAGAUAGUUUCAUGAAAUAUAAUCCAAGAAAAGGAGUAAAAACUGGUAUUGUUAUUAAUGAAGGAAGUCAAUGUCUAUUAUGUAUUGGAGCUCCUGGGUAUGGGUUAGUUAUUUACAAACCACCAUUUGCAAAGAGUUAUUGUUAUAACACAUCAAUGUUAUAUCAUGCUGAAGAUUUAUAUUUUAAUCAGUCAAGUGAAGAGAAUGGCUUUUUAAUAAAACGAUUAAUAGUUGUUAAAGUUAUGAAUUAA